Messenger RNA from Fusarium sp. VM40, 1038 nucleotides. The record is from the annotation of a GenBank genome assembly. Lineage: Eukaryota; Fungi; Ascomycota; Sordariomycetes; Hypocreales; Nectriaceae.
AUGUCUAGGCCUCCUCAAGUACACGCAACUUUCCCUUCACUCUUCAACACACCCAAAAACAUGGCAGAUCUUAGACAAGCGUGUGAUCGCUGUCACAGCAAGAAGCUGAGAUGCACCAAGAUCCCAGGGUCCUUAGUCUGCACCCGCUGCGUCAAAGCUGGUGUAACAUGUCUCUUCAGUCCUCCCUCCCGAUCUCUUCGCCAUCCUGACCAUGUUGCCUUUGACUGGGCGAUAUUCAAUAUGAACACAGAAAUAGACUCAACACUCGGGGUCAAUCUGGAUUUAACAACAACGGUGCCUGUUGCUGAAGAAGCUGCUUCAGCCUCGCCUCCUCAAGCCACAAUCACUGAAGUCUCUCAAUUGACUGAUAUGAUGGCCGCCCUGGAUCGUCUUCAGAACACCUUCCCUACCUCCAGGGCAAAUCAUCUCUCAAUAUGCGAACUCAACGAGUUUAUGCAAAUAUGUAAAUUCGAUUUAGGAUCGUUCCUGGAAGAGUUGUUGCAACGUUCACAAAAGCUGGUUCACUUGUACCCCGAAGUUCUUAAACGACUUAAGACAAAGGAUAGCACCUGCAAUGUCCAAGAUUGCGUCCACAACUCUGCCCAAUACUCACAAUCAAACUCACGAACAUCGAUCGACCAGUCUCUUGUUCACCUGCUACUAGCUUGUCAUCUCAGAAUAUUGGAUCUAUUCGACAGUCUUGUUAACCAUGGACGUAUGUGUGCUCACGCCGUCCCCUUGUUACCCAAAGACCACGAGCCAAAUUUCGACAUACCCGAGAUUAAGAUCGGAUCUUUCGUUGCGCCAAAGGUUUCAGCGGCUUCUAUGAUGAUUGCGAUGGUGAUUGAGCUUCAGACUUCACUCAAGGCUCGGGCCCAGCAGCUGCAUGAUGCAGUGUCGUUGGCUGUUGGCCACGAAUCAGGAGCAGCCAAGAUCUUAGGUCUCCAGUGUGAAUCUUUGAAAGAACGCGCUUCAGAGACUCUUGCGGAUCUCCAGUCCUUAAGAGAUAAUCUCAUGAAGCUGGGCUUGAUCGGAUGA